This is a messenger RNA of Dermatophagoides farinae (American house dust mite), 1453 nucleotides long. RefSeq lists its product as uncharacterized. The record is from RefSeq and is a predicted model, not a curated record. NCBI's taxonomy places the organism in Eukaryota, Metazoa, Arthropoda, Arachnida, Sarcoptiformes, Pyroglyphidae. Gene Ontology annotation, cellular component: mitochondrion.
AUCGAUAGUAUCGUUUUUCCAUCAAUAAUCACAUGCAAGCAAAUGAUUAAAAAUAAACGUUUUUUUCAUCUAAAUUCCAGUCAAGAUGAAAUUUACGAAUCCAUUGAAUCAUGCAAAAUAUUUUUGGUGGGGUAAAGGUUGGGGUGCAAAACCUCGUAAAAACACCGAUCAAUUUUACUAUAAAAUGCAAUGGAAAGCUAAAGCUAAACGUCCAUUGGAAGUUAUCGAACAAACAUUACCUGAAGGCGUCAAACCAAUUGAUCCGAAUGUCUAUGUUCGACAAGAGAUGAAUCGAGAAUUUCAUGAUAAAUCUAAAUUUGAAUUACCGUGGCCUUAUUCUUAUCGACCCAUAAAAGGUACGCCUGAAGAUCCGAAUUACAAACAAGAAGUACUUGUUUUUCAUCGAAACAAACGUCUAAUCGAACCAAUCAAUUUACCGCUUCAUUUUACAAAUUCAAUACUUGAAGAUGAUUUGCCUCAAUCUAUCCUUAGAUUUCAAAGAGAAAUUCAAUUCGAUGAUAAAUUUGUCGAUUAUUGUCGACGGAGAUUUGAAUGGUCACUGCUUAACGAUUGUGCAAUGCAAAAAUUGCCACUCAAUCGAGAGUUCCCGUACUUGGAUCAACGGCCACCACGUGUAUUUGGAACGACCACUAAUCGAAAAGAAAAUUUGAUUCUUCAAACUUUAUAUGAAAUUUCAAAUUCAUGGACAGCUGAAACAUUUGGUUAUAACCCAAAUCUGAUUUCAAUGCGAAUAUCACGACCGCAUUGUGUCUAUCCGAUACAUAGGGAUGAAAAAUAUGCCCUACUAGAUUUAGAAUGCGAUUUUGUAACGAUAUUAUCGACGUCAUCAUCAAACACAUCAUUGCCAUCGAUUCCAUUUGAUCCUGAUUAUGUAGCAAAUGUUUCAGAUCGGCCGUUAAAAUCUAUUUCACCAAUUUCCUGGCAGGUUGGAUUUGAUACUAAAAAUUUCUACACAGAUGAUUUUGAAUUUAUUAUUCCAACUAAAUCACAAAUUCAGACAAUAUUCUUAUCGAAUAAUAAUGUUCGUAUAUUAAAUGAUGAAGAUUAUCAAGGUCGUGGCAUCAUGUUUUGUUAUGGCUAUGCCAUGCAACAGGCGAAAUUACUAGAAAAACAAGAGCAACAAUUCGUUCCACAAACAAUUCAAUGUCUUUACACUAGUCCAAAAGAUUCGAUGAAAGUUGGAUUCGUUUUAUUUCAAUUGAAUACAGUUACUGGUGAUGAUUCGACGAUUCGAAAUCAAGUUUGGCUUAGUGAACCUCGAUCAAUUUUGGAUGAUACUCGUUCCAUAUUGAACGAUCUAUGCACAAUGCAAUCAUUUCGUUUGGCGAAUUUACCCACUUCAUGAAAACGUGAUUCGUGAUCAUCAUCAUCAUUUUGAUUGUUAUUUUUACCAUUAUGAUUCAAAUGUUGAUUUCUGACUGGUUCUUUUGUU